This is a messenger RNA of Mucor mucedo, 7734 nucleotides long. RefSeq lists its product as uncharacterized. The transcript has 10 exons. Gene Ontology annotation, cellular component: transcription factor TFIID complex. The record is from RefSeq and is a predicted model, not a curated record. Gene Ontology annotation, molecular function: RNA polymerase II general transcription initiation factor activity; transcription cis-regulatory region binding; chromatin binding. Lineage: Eukaryota; Fungi; Mucoromycota; Mucoromycetes; Mucorales; Mucoraceae. Bases 115 to 7686 code for a protein of 2523 amino acids. Gene Ontology annotation, biological process: transcription initiation at RNA polymerase II promoter.
CCCGAAGCAAAAAGAAAAAAAAAAGUUAUUUAGUGAAGAAGGGAUCGACAUUUGCUUCUUUUUUUUAUAUAUCUUUUUUUUAACUUAACUAAAAAAACACUUAUACAUACCAACAUGCAACGAGACGUGUUUAAAAAAACUUUUACAUUAAGUCAUGAACGGUUUGUACUUGAAGUCGAUCCAAGUCAACGCUUCAUAAAGGGUUUGGCAGAACUGACCAUUCAACCUUUAAACAAUAAGUUAACAAACAUACGAAUCAAUUGUCGACAAUGCAAAAUCGAAAAAGCCUUUGUCAAUGACAUUGCUGUGGAAUUUGAUCAUGUCGAUGCCGUAGCCGAUCUUACAUUAGGUGCAAAUACUACCAUUGCCCAUCAUCAAGUUUACAAAAGCAGAUAUUUAAACGCUCUGAGAGAUGCCGAUGAAGGCGAAUUAAAUAUCAAACUACCUCCCGAUUGUAUUAAAAAGAUAUCCGAAGGCGAGGCAUCCCAAUUAAUCAAUAAUACAUCAACAUUCACACAACCAAAAGAAUCACAGGAUGACCCUGAUAAACGAGCAUCAUCGACCACAGCAACAACGCCAGCAGCAACAACAGCAGCAGCAGCGACAACAACAACUGACCCAGCAGAACCCGUUGAACCAAUUUAUUCUUCCUUGGUAAUUCGCAUUGAAUAUACACUGGAAGAACCACGCAACGGUGUUGUAUUUGUACAAAAAGACGAAGAGAUUGCUCCCUACCGAUCCAAUCAUGUAUAUACUGUCAACCAACCAUUACCAGGAGCAACACGAUCAUGGUUACCAUGCAUUGACAACAUAGCAGAUCGAUGUACAUGGGAUAUGGAAUUUAUUGUGCCACGUAAAGACGAGGGUGCUAUUGUACCCGAAUACGACGGAGAAGGAUCCUUUGACGAAGUGGAUGGUAUGGUGGUUGUAUGUAGUGGUGAAGUGUUAGAGCAAGUGAUCCAUCCCACAGAUGCUGGUAAAAAAAUUGUUCAUUAUCGCUUAUCAGAACCUACACCUGCUCCAUUUAUUGGAUUCGCUAUUGGUCCUUUUAAAAUGAUCAAGUUAUCACCUUCACAAUUACAAGAAGAAGUUAUGACAGCGGCAGAUUUAGACGAGAAUCAACAACAGAGUUUAAUGGCAGAAAUCAACAUGAUGUCCAAUAUUUAUGCAUUUGCUCUACCUGGAUCAGAAGAGGAAUUAAGCGUCAGCUGUAGUUUUCUGAUGCACGCCAUGCAUUUCUAUACACAGGAGUAUGGUUCUUACCCAUUUUCGGAUUACAAACUCGUUUUUGUCGAGGAUGCUUGGUCCGAUACGGCUUCCAGCGCUUCUUUAACCAUCUGUAGUUCACGUCUGCUACAUCCAGAGGAUAUCAUUGAUCAAGUAUACAGCACACGAAGAGAACUAAGUCAAGCGUUGGCUAGACAAUGGUUCGGUAUCUAUAUCGUCCAAAAGUCUUGGCCUGAUACAUGGCUUGUACGUGGAUUGGCCAAUUUAAUGGGUUCAUUGUUUAUCAAGAGACAUUUGGGUAACAACGAAUAUCGUCUACGACUGAAAAAGGACAUGGAAUUGUGUUGUAUGUUGGAUAUCAAUCGACCCCCGGUGUACAAUCAAACAUUACCGUAUCCAUUGGAUCCCGAAGAUCUUGAUUUUAUUGAACUCAAGGCACCACUUGUGAUUUAUAUGCUGGAUAAGAGAAUGUGUAAAGGAGGAGGCACGUUAGGACUCUCCCGGGUCUUGCCUAAAAUUUUGGUGUCAGCCAUGAGUGGAGAACUAGCACAAAAUGCCAUCAGCACACAUUAUUUCUUAAGGCUUUGUCGAAAAGUGAGCGGAUUUGACACCAAAUUAUUUGCGGAACAAUGGAUCUAUAAAUCAGGCUGUCCCAAGUUCUCGUUCAAGUUUCAUUUCAACCGUAAAAAGAUGGUGGUCGAGAUUCAUAUGAGUCAAGAAAAUACAAAUACGUCGCUGUAUACAGGUCAUGAACAUAUGGGAAUGAUGGAUGGUGGAGGAGCGGUCAAUUACCAAGAACUCAUGUCACCUAUAUUUACGGGUAAUUUAACUGUACGUAUUCACGAGGCGGACGGUACGCCUUAUGAACAUAUUCUCGAUAUUCAGUCCCCACAACAUAAAUUCGAAGUCCAAUUCAACACCAAAUACAAACGUAUUCGUCGAAACACCAAGCGUUUCUUGGCUAAACAAGCAGCUGCAGCUGCAGCUGUGGCAGAGGAGGAACAGGAAAACGAGGAAGGUACAGAAGGAAAUAUGGUGUUGGGUAUCAUUCCUAGUUUAGGUCUGGGUAUGCCCAUCUUUGAGGACCCUACACAAAAAAAGGAAUGGAGAAUUGUCGAAUGGGGACAGGAUGAAGAGGAUACGAGUGGUGCGGCUAGUGCCAUGUUUGAUUGGAUCCGAUUAGACGCCGAAUUUGAAUGGCUCUGUAUUUGUGAUUUUAAGCAACCUGAUUACAUGUGGGCAGCUCAGUUAACAAAAGAUCGAGAUGUGGUAGCACAACACGAGGCUAUUGAUGCUUUGAAACAUAUGCCUUCAUUACCUACUUCCACUAGUUUUUUGCGUGCAGUACUAGAUCCUAAAUGUUUCUACAAGAUCCGUAUGGAAGCAGCUUAUGGCCUUGCAUCAUGCGCUGUUCCCAGUUUAAAUUGGGUGGGUUUACAUCAACUCAACAAAAUGUUUCAUAAACGCUAUUGUUUCCCCGUUAGUAGUUUUGCUCAAUCAGCCAUGGAGGAUGAAGAACUCCCAAUGACAAAUUCGAUCCCCAAACCCAACAAUUUCUCAAGUUUACCCGAUUAUUUUAUUCAAAAGGCGUCUGUCGUGGCUUUCUCUCAAGUGCGCGAUGACCGUGGUUUAACACCUGUUCGCAUUCGACAGUUCUUACUGGAUUUGUUGAAAUACAAUGAUAAUAUCGGCAACGAAUUUUCGGAUUGUUACUAUGUGGCUACCUUGGUUUCGUCGUUAGGCGAUUCUUUGAUUCCAGCCCGAGAAGAUGCGGUGGAUGAUUUUGAGGGAGAUCAUGUGAAUGCUGCAGCCAAAGCAGAAAUCGAACGUUUCCGUACAUUGGAUUAUGUGAUUCCAACUUACCAUAACAUCAUCACUGUCACUUGCUUAAGAACCAUGACAAAAUUGAUGCUCAAGAAACUGUUACCGGUGAAUAUUUCCAUGUUUAUGCAAUACACCCGGUACGGUAACUAUCUCGAGAUCAGGUUGACGGCUUUUGAUAGUCUGUUUAUUUUGUGUGGGUUGUCGGAUCAUACGUUAAACGCGUAUUUGCUCAAGGUGAUCAAAGAAGAUCCGUGUGUCUUUGUGUCGCAUUAUGUUGCUCGCGCCAUGCUGGCAUGGUUAGGUUUAGCGAUGAAGGAAAAUUCAGAUACACCUGCUCAUACAACACGGUACAUUGAAGAGUUUGCCGAAGAAGAAGGACGUGUAGUGAUUGACGACGAUCGAAUGCCCAUGAAAAAGACAGCCCAGCAAGAAUUUCAAUCAAGUAUUGAGAAUUUAAGGAAGCGGUUUGAAAAUGAUACAGAACUCCAACAGGAUUUAUGGAAUCUCUUGAAUUCGGCUGAAAACCAAAAGUUGGAUCAUUGUAUUCGCAAGUAUCUACUUCAGUUCUGCGAGUAUACCUUUAAACCAAUUGAUGUGGGACUCAAAGUUACAAUUCGUGUUCCUACUGUCGCUCCUCCUACUCCCACAAGUGAAGAGACGUCAGAGCCUACUACACCUACAAGUGCUCCCAUAAUUCGUUUCAACAAACCUAAACAUCGUCCUGAAGAGAAACCUGUGAAACAUCAUAAAAAGACUAACAGCAUCACAAUCAAGACAGAAUCUUUACCUCAAGCUAUACCUUCUUCUACAACAUCAGCAGAUGCUGCAUCGGCAUCACCUUCUCCAAUCACCACAACACCGAUUGAAAAUAGGACGAUUUCUGAAGAUGUUCGAAAUCAUACUGUGGUAGAAACUCCCAAACGACCUCCAUCUGCAGCGCCAUCAGCCCCAGAGCCUGUCUUGCCACCACCAAAGGCACCCACGGCGGUUGUUACAGCACCAACUGCACCGGUUGUAAGACAGACUUCUGUGGAAAGCACUUCGUCUUUACACAAACCUAAACACAAGAAAGUGGAUAGCCAUACAGCAGAGGAGUUGAAGAAAUGUCGUAGAGUGAUUAAUAAAUUAAACAAGCAACACUGUGCAUUACCAUUUACACAACCUGUGGAUGAAGUCUUGGAUGGUGCGAUUGGAUAUUACAACCUUAUUAAGAAACCUAUGGAUCUCAGUAUGAUUAAGCGAAGAGUCGAAAACAAGGAAUACACUUCGUUCAGUCAAUUUGAAUCGGAUAUUCGUCUAAUGCUUAAAAAUUGUUACCUGUUCAACGGACCUGGUACAUUUGUGUACAAUGAAGGACAAGAAUUAGAAGCUGUUUUUGAAAAGGAGUUGGAGAACAUGCGUGGUAAGGAACAUGCGGAAGAAACACAAAAUAUGACGAUUGUUGAAAGUCCUGCUACCACACCACGAGCAGUUCAUGCCACACUUCCUGCCGCUACCUCUGUUGUGAUUAAACCGCCUAAACCAGUGAAAACCAAGUCAUUCAGUAUGACCCAUUCCUCUACACCACCGGCUUCGCCAUCUAUUCAUACUUCGCCUCGCAACGAUAUGCCUGCAGAACGAAAAAAAUCAAUGACACCUGCUGAUAAGCAAAGACCUCAAAAGAGCUUGUCUGAAAAAGAAAAGAUGCGCCAUAUCCUGGCUGCUACUUUAGCUAAUCCUCAUGCCUUUGAAUUCUUACGUCCUGUCGAUCCUGUGAAGCAAGGUAUUCCUCAAUACACCAAAAUCAUCAAGUUCCCCAUGGAUCUGGGAAAGAUCAAGAGUCGAUUUGAUCGUGAUCAAUACCCUAAUGCAGAGGCUAUGGACAGUGAUAUGAAAUUAAUGUUCAACAACUGUUAUACCUUUAAUCCUCCUAAUACCUACGUUCACAACGAGUCUAAAAUGUUGGAAGAAGCGUACGAAAAAGAAUGGAGAACUUAUUUCGGAAAGCGCGUGUCACCAGAAAAUCACAAGAGACCUAUUCCUACUGUAGACGGUUCGGUGCAACCACCUACCAUCAAAAUCAGAGCAGUGGAAAGACCCGUUGACAGGCCCGUUGAAAGACCCGUUGAAAGACCCGUGGAGAGAUCUGCUGAAAGGUCUGCUGAAAGAGCUGCUGAAAGAGCUGCUGAAAGGGCUGCUGAAAAAGCUGCUGAAAGGGCUGCUGAAAGAGCUGCCGACAGAGCUGCUGAAAGAGCUGCCGAAAGAUCCGCCGAAAGAUCUGCCGAGAGAGCCGCUGAAAGGGCUGCGGAAAGAGCCGCUGAAAGAGCCAUGGAAAGAGCUGCAGAAAGGGCUGCUGAUAGAGCUAUCGAACGUUCGAUGGAUAGAUCUGCUGACCGAUAUGUUGAACGAUCGGUGGAUAGACCUACUGAACGACCUGUAGAUAGACAUAUGGAACGACCUGUAGAUAGAUCGAUAGAUCGACCUGUAGAUAAAUACGUGGAUAGAUCGAGUAUGUCCUCUUCGCCUAGCUCAUCUAAACCUCCCAAAGCCCCCAAGAUUCAUUCGCAUGUGUCUACCAACGGUGGGUCUCAUAAGCAUGGCAGUCCCGUGGCUGCUUCGCCUUCACCUGCUGCACCCUCUCCUGUACCUGAAAAGAGCAAGUCUAAGCCUACACCACCUCCCAUGAAUCCUACCAUGAACGAUGUGAACAAGCUUAAGUGUAACCGAGUAUUGAAAAAGCUUUGGGGAUUACAAGAAUCUGAACCCUUCCGUACACCCGUAGAUGCGGUUUCGUUAGGCAUCCCACAAUACUACCAAGUCAUUAAGCGCCCGAUGGAUUUAUCAGCGAUUCAAAAGAAAUACGACAAUAACCAAUACAACACCGUGUGGGAUUUGGAACGCGAUAUUCGACAGAUCUUUUGGAAUUGUUAUGGAUUCAACGAUCAUGAAUCGUGGGUAGCAAAGCAAUGUCAGGCCAUGGAAAAGUUCUUUAACCAAGUUUGGUCUGCUGAAUUUGCGAUCCCUAAUGCUCUCAAGGGUGAAGAUAAACGUAUUGCAAGUAAAGUAGUGAACAAACUGACUUUACAUGACGCUGCUGCUUUAUUCAAUGAACCUGUGGAUACCGAAUCAUUACCCGAUUAUACCAAAGUCGUAAGACACCCCAUGGAUCUCCGUACAAUUUGGGAAAAAUUGGAGAGUGGUAAAUACUCAAGCUUGAAAGCUGUGGACCAUGAUAUUCGUACUGUUUUCAAGAAUUGCUUUGCCUACAACUUGAAUAAUUCGUAUGCUACAGAUGAAGGUAAAAAAUUGGAAAAGUAUUAUAAUAAUAUCGGUAAGGAGUUACGUGCUCGCAUCAAUAGCUCACCUGCACCUGCCCCUAUGGUGUCAAAGAAGCGACGUCUCUCGGGUUCUCCAGGUCCUGCUAAAUUAAGUAGUUCUGUGAGUAUGGAAGAUCCAUUACCACCAGCCAAGAUUGCCAAGGUGACGAAUCAUGGUAUCAAAUCGCCCAAUCCUGUACCAAGAUCUCCUUCAGUGGGUCAGCCAUCCAGUGCUAUACCUAAACAACCGUCAAGUUCGCCUGCUCCUAAAGUUUCUCCUGUCACAUUAAAACCACCCAUGCCCUCCCCUACAAAGUCAAUGGGUAGCCCAGCUCCCAAAGCAUCCGUUCAUGUGUCUAGCAAACCUUUAGCCAAUUCACCGACCAAACCUUUAGUGAACCAAAGCCCCAAACCCGAUACAUCGAUCAAGCUUUCGUCACCACAUACCAAAGUGUCUACACCUACAUCCUCCUCAUCAGCGGGACCUUCCGUCAAUAAAUCCCCCGUGCAUGAUACACCUCAAAAAUUACACCCUGCCAUGUAUGCUAAACUUGAAUCUUUCCUCACAAAGAUGAAAUCGCAUCGAUGUGCAUUUGGUUUCACCGAACCUGUGGAUCCUAUUGCUUUAAAUAUUCCUCAUUAUCCAAUGAUGAUUAAGAAGCCAAUGGAUUUCGGUACAAUGGAAAAGAAGCUGAAGGCUGGAGAAUAUAAAUCUGUGCGAGACUUUGAAAGUGAUAUGCGACUGAUUUUCACGAAUUGUUACAUGUUUAACGGAUUUGAUCAUGUUAUAUCUCAAAAUGCCAAGGUACUUGAAGGUAUUCUCAAUAAAGAAGGACCUAUUUUGAGUAAGAAGGAAGAGUUCUUAAAGUCGGGAGGCAGCUCAUCCUCGUCUUCAUCGUCAAAGCACUUACCAGGCGGUAAAUCAAGUUCAUCCAGCACGAAACUAUCCAAAGAGAUCUCGCCCGCUAAAGCCGAAUUACGCAAAUAUAAAUCUGUACUUGACAAGUUGACAAAUCACCCAAGCUAUUAUGCGUUUGGUGUGCCUGUGGAUCCAGUCUUAUUACAGAUUCCUACAUACUUUGAUAUUGUCAAGAAGCCUAUGGAUUUCGGAACGAUUCGUAAGAAGUUGGAAAGUAACAAGUAUGCAAACGCGGACCAACUAUUAAAAGAUGCCAAACAAGUCUUCAUCAAUUGUUACUUGUUUAAUAUACCAGAUGACAUUGUAUCGAAAAUGGGCCGUGAUUUACAGACAGAAUUCAAUCGAUUAUGUACAGCUCGUGGACUUCGUACCAUUAAUGUAGAUACAGAUGGAGUGGAUGCAGACGUUGAUGCAAUGUAAAUUAUUCCAAAAAAAAUAAAAUUUUAAACACCCCAUUGGUGACAUCAC